This is a messenger RNA of Linum tenue, 2275 nucleotides long. Lineage: Eukaryota; Viridiplantae; Streptophyta; Magnoliopsida; Malpighiales; Linaceae. The record is from the annotation of a GenBank genome assembly.
GACUCACAGUAACUUUUUUUCUUCAGAAUACGUUCUUAGUUCUUACAAAGAAAAUUUUCUUCAGCUUCUUCUUCUGCGCUCUGUCUCUCCUUUGCCAUCCAAACUGAAUUUCCUCAAUGGAAUCCAUGAACACCCCCAAAUCCCUCAAGACAGCGCAUCUCACCAAAUCAACAAGCACGGCCAUGGCGGACUCCAAUUUCGGCUCCAAGGUGAGGGUAAUCGUGAGGGUACGCCCUUUCCUCUCUAGCGAAAUCGCUGCAAAGCACGAGCUCAGUUCCUGCACCUCCAUUCUAGAUCAAGGCUCCGAAUCUGGAGACGAAGUGGCCGUUUACCUCAAAGAUCCUGAGAGCAGUCGGAGUGAAGUCUAUCAGUUGGACUCGUUCUUCAGCCCGGAAGACAACAACGUCAACAGGAUUUUCCAGAGAGAGGUGAGCCCGUUGAUACCUGGGUUGUUUCAGGGAUGCAAUGCUACAGUUUUCGCCUAUGGAGCUACCGGCAGUGGGAAGACCUACACAAUGCAGGGUAGUGAUGGAUUGCCGGGCCUGAUGCCGCUGGCCGUGUCCAAUAUUCUUUCCAUGUGCAGCAGGACAGCAAGCACAGUUGAAAUUUCAUACUACGAAGUAUACUUGGAGAAAUGUCGUGAUCUUCUUGAACUCAAUGAAAAUGAGAUUGCAAUUCUGGACGACAGAGAGGGGAAAACUCAUCUCAAGGGGCUAUCUAGCGUGCCAGUCCGUUCAAUACCGGAGUUCCAAGAGGUGUUCUCUCGUGGAACUCAGAGAAGGAAGGUUGCACACACGGGUCUCAAUGAUGUCUCCAGCAGGAGCCAUGGGGUGCUGGUGAUAAGUGUCUCCACUCCUAUUGGAGAUGGCUCAUCCGUUUAUGGGAAGCUUAACCUCAUAGAUUUAGCUGGCAACGAAGACAAUAGGAGGACAUUCAAUGAGGGGAUCCGUCUGCAGGAGAGUGCCAAGAUCAACCAGUCCUUGUUUGCUUUGUCGAAUGUUAUCUACGCACUGAACAACAACAAACAGUGGAUACCAUAUCGUGAAAGCAAACUGACCAGGAUUCUGCAGGACUCUCUUGGAGGAACAAGCCGUGCUCUGAUGGUUGCCUGUCUGAAUCCUGGAGAGUACCAAGAAUCCGUAAAUACAGUCAGCUUGGCAUCUAGGUCUCGCCACGUCAAGAAUUUUGUGCCUUCAGCUCAGAAACUGGAGACUCCAAAGGUCAAAAUGAACAUGGAAGCGAAACUCCAAGCUUGGCUGGAAUCAAAGGGAAAGACCAAGAGUAAUGCCCAUAGAGCUUGUGUUUCACCUUCCCCAUUUCCUAUUAAUUCUGCCAAGAGACUUGAUUUCCUAGGCUCUGUUAAAGCAAAGGUCAGUACUCGGAACGCAGCUUCAAACUCCAACAGGUACGGAUUUAGGUCCCGAACUUGUAAAAACUACAAGAUGCUUUCUGUGCCUUUCAGAAGCUUACAGCUGAACGAUGAAAAUUUGUCUGAUCCUUCUGUUGAGCGAGUCAUGGCUCAAGUUGCUGACAUUGAAGGAUCCCUCGAGAAGGAAAAGGAGAAGUUAGAAUCAAAGGAGUCGAUCAACUUAGGAACAGCAUCACCACCAGUGACUGAUAAGAAAAGUAGCAGCAGCACAGUACAGGAAAGUCCUCUAAGGAAGGUGUUAUCCCCAAUCUGUCCGAACAUGAACAGAAUUGUUGAGCAGCAAGCAACUACUCCUCCAAAAACACCACUGCUUGCAACUUGUGGAGGGAAGAUGGUGGCGACCACCCCACUUGACAAAUUCAACGUCAUGAGCUCCAACCUAAAGAGCUCUAUGGUUCAUGAGUAUCUAAACUUCCUGAACACGGCCAGCAGAGGCGAACUACUUGAAAUUAAGGGCAUAGGAGUUAAGCUGGCAGAAUACAUUGUAGAACUCCGAGAAACAAGCCCGUUGAGAUCAUUGAGUGAUUUGGAGAACAUUGGGCUCUCCUCUAAACAGGUUCACAACAUGUUCAGCAGAGCGGCGCAAGGGAUAUUUGAAUCAGCAAAGGAUUAAGGAUUGAAACGAUUGUGUCUCCGGCAAAGGACCUUACCUCACAGCUUUGUCUGUAUUUCUACUAAACCGUACAUCAUAUCCUCGAUGAGCAGUAUUCCUACCGUAUUUGUACACACCUACUGUAAAGGAUUAACCUUCUCGUGCUUAAUGCUAAUCUGAACCCUUGUCUUCCAACUAAUUAGAUUCGAGUUUUGAUACAAACAAACAAACGCAUACUCGAACACGGAAAGCAU